AUGUCUCUUACAACAGUACGUUAUAAAUUUAAAGGAAUUCAAAAUUAUUAUACUUCUAUAAAUGUUCUUUAUACUGUUAUUUCAUUAGUAUUAUUAUUAAUAGGAAAUUAUGUUAGAGAAUUAACAUAUCCAUUCUCUUCUGGAGUAAUAUUAGGUCUUAUCAUAUGUAAUCGUCAAAAUCAUGUUAGUAUUGUUUUUUAUAUAAUACUUCUUUCUUUUGCAUUACUUGCUCAAUUGGCAGUUGCUGCAGUAUGUAUCUUUCAUACAACAACAAGUGAAUUAAAUGAAGAAGUUAAAUAUCAUUGGAAAAAUUCAAAUAAUGAUCAAAUUUUUAAAUUUGAAAAUCGUUUUGAUUGUUGUGGUUUAACAUCAACAAUGGAUUCAGCUGUCAAUUGUACAUUAUUAAAAUGUUCCCAAAAUAAAGAUUGUGAUCCAUGUAUAAAUGUUAUUAGUAUAAAAAUUUUAGAAGGAUUAAUACUUGCUGGAUCAGUUGGAAUUGUUACUUCAGUAUUUUAUUUUAUUGGAAUUUAUGCUGCUUACAAGUAUAAACAGGGAAUCGAUGAUUACUGGGAAGAUCAUUUAAUGAUAAGUGAAGAGAGUGAUAGUGAAUUUUACUAUGAAUAA
Strongyloides ratti is the source of this 624-nucleotide messenger RNA. Its product is annotated as Tetraspanin 97E. The transcript has 3 exons. Bases 1 to 624 code for a protein of 207 amino acids. The record is from RefSeq and is a predicted model, not a curated record. Gene Ontology annotation, cellular component: membrane. NCBI's taxonomy places the organism in Eukaryota, Metazoa, Nematoda, Chromadorea, Rhabditida, Strongyloididae.